AUGGUAUUACUUACUAUAGAACGAGCUCGAUACAUAAUAGAUGAAAUACGAGUGAAUAAUGGAGGGAUCACUGCAGAAGACCGGCGCAAUACUUCAGAAAAUGUACUCCGAGCACUGGAGAACCUCCGUCGACAGCUGGGUUCAUCUACCCGCGCACUUGCGCGAGACCUUUAUACAAGCGAGUCGAGAUUCGUUUAUGAGCUCAUUCAGAAUGCGGAGGACAAUUCCUAUAGUCCUGCACAAAAUGGUGAUUGUUAUAUCAAAUUCACUCUCACGCCCGAAAACCUUGUCGUGGAAAAUAACGAGCUCGGCUUCAACGAGGCAGACGUACUCUCAAUCUGCAAAGUCGGCGAUAGUACCAAAAGCAACCGAAUAGGUUUUAUUGGGGAGAAAGGAAUAGGAUUCAAGUCUGUCUUUCAGGUGGCUCAAAAAGUCCGAAUUCAGUCCGGUCCAUUCGAUUUCUAUUUUGAGCAUGUUCCAUCGGACACUGGAAUGGGCAUGAUAACUCCUAUAAAUGGAGAAGAAGAGACUGAAAUUUACAAAGAGGGAACUCGAAUGACUUUAACCCUUCUUCAACCUCAUGAUUUUAGCAAGAGAUCCACGGACCUUCUUGGUAUUCCAGACGCCCUUAUCCUCUUCCUCCCGAAGCUGCAACGAAUUGAGGUUUUGAUCCAGAGACAAAAUGGUGAUUUAUCUACAACGGUACACGAAAAGCAGGAUGAUGGCCAAAAUUCUACCGUGAGGCUUGUCAAACGAGUGGAUGAUACCGUUUCUGAGAAGUUCUUUCAUGUCGAAAGGAGAAUGUUUCGCGACCUUCCUUCAAAUGAUGCUCGGAAGAACAGAGACAGGGCGGAGGUCGUACUUGCCUUCCCAAUUGCCAGCAACUCAAAUCCGAUUGUUGAGCCACAGCUCACUUUUUCGUUUCUUCCUAUCCGGAACCUUGGGUUCAAAUUCCUCAUCCAGUCAGAUUUUAUUACUGCAGCUAGCCGACAAGACGUCCGUCAGUGCGACUGGAACGACGCUUUACUGCAGCAUGUAUCGGACGUCUUUGUCGAUGCAGUUAAUAAAUUCUGCUCUCGCCCCGUCCUUCAGUACGGUUGGCUUUCCUUCUUGCCUGGUACUAGCGUUCCUCAUGAGUUUUGGAAUGGUCUUCAUGGCAUUAUCAUCAACCAAUUGGCUCAGCAUCCCAUUCUUUUGACUCGCAGAGGGGUCAGCCAAUUACCUUCUCGGCUGCAGCGACUUUCCGAGAGACAUUGUGAUAAGGAUGGAGAACCAUUGUUCGAGGACCUCCAGCAGGAGGUUUACCUAUCAUCCGACUAUCGUCCUGAACACCACGAAUAUCUGCAACAAUUGGGUGUCACGCCUCUCUCGUGGAACAAUAUAAUUGCAAGAAUAACCCCCUAUUUGCAAGACGAAACCCCCCGAUUUCUUCAUCCGGACCGGGAUGAUGAUUGGCACACGAGAGUAGCGGACUUGUUGAUACGAGGGCUAAGGGAUAGAGACAUUGAAUCUAAAAUCAAAGAGUUACCCUUGAUACCCUUGCGAGAUGGUUCUAUUCAUCACAAUCGAUCCAAAACGAUCUAUUUCCCAACCGAUUCUUUGGGAAACCAUAUUCCAAUGGAUCUUGACCUACAAAUCGUGGAUGAUGAUGCACUUAAUAACAGCGCACGAAAGUUGCUAUACGAGAAGCUUGAAGUUCAAUAUUGUUCGCCUUCAUUUGUCGCAAGCCAGAUUGUCAAGAGAUACCACCCACCGCAGAGAAUCAAUCUCGCGGACUCCGUUUCUCACCUAAAAUACCUCUAUCAGACACUCCCCGAUGAUGAAGCACUAAACGACAGCAUCUUUAUGAUGAAUCAAAAUAAAGUGCCUAUAUACCGCAAAUUCGUAACUUUCGGAAGAUCUAUAAUUGUGGACGAUCUCUAUUUCGAUACAAAUGGGGACUUUGGCACAAGACAUUUAGCCCAGGAGCUCAAGUCUAAUGGAUCACCCGCCAUUCACAUUUUACAUGACGCUUACCUUGAAGCUAUUCCUUUGAAUGAAGAAAUCAAAGGCCGGUCAUGGAAGCAAUGGCUGGAAAAGAAAGCUCUAAUUCGCAAAGUACCCAGACUUCAACGCUCAUCUACAACCGGCAUUUCUCCUCUUUUUAGAGAAAUCAUUGCACGUCAACCCCGGCUUCUUGUUGGCCUUCUCAAGAGAUACUGGAGUACCUACAAGAGUCAAACAACCGACGCUAUUGAAGAGGCGAUUUGCAAUGCGGAGGUUCCAUGCAAUGGAACUGACGCUCUACACCCUCUCAAAGCUAUUUAUCUUCCUACACCGCAAUUGACGAGAAUAUGCCAGCAAUCCUGUGUCAGUGAUUAUUUUGAUCUUUUUGUUAACGUUGGUUUAUCUUCUGAGGAAUCUGAAACUGGACUUGCUGCAUGGGAAUUCCUCAAAGUAUUCGGCGUUGGAAUAAAGCCGGAUAUCAAUUUCUUCAGAGACAUUCUCUCUGCCUUGACUGAGAAUAUUUCUGGAUUGGAAUUGAAAAGGGGCCUUUUCUACGUAUAUGAACAGCUUUCCGAAGAGUUUUCCUCUGACGAUGUGGAUGAUAUCAGUGAAAUACUCGAUGACGAUGAUUUGACAGCCGUCUGUAUCCCAGCACGUACCAUUCAGACUACAACUCUACGCACCUGUCUUUGGAAUGGACUACCUGGCUUGCACGUUAGAGACUGCCUCUCACAGUAUGCCGAAUAUGCAGGAAAUACUCGCGUCAGCUUUCUCUUUCAAGAAAUUCUGAAACUGGAGGAUGCGGGCUAUUGGACGUAUUUAGAUGAGUUAACCCACCUUCAGAAGCGUAUUCCUGCUAGGCAGAUGAACUUUGAAAGUAUAUGCGCGAUAUACGCUGAGUUGUUGGUUACCACGGGGGAAGCCUGGGAGGACGUCCGAAAUGCAUUUGAGAAAGACAAACUUAUAUUCUUACCCGGCGAACCAACUUGGGUUGCAUCUAAAUCAUGCGUCUGGGCCGACGCUCCCAAUGUCGGCGGGCAAUAUGGGAUUGGGGCUGUAUAUCCCGACCUAACAGAUCUAUUCAGGGGAAAGCUGCACAUUCAAGCACCAACCAUUGCAACGUAUAUUGAGCAGUUACGGUUACUCACCGCUGAGGGCAAUCCCGGCAGGAUAGUCGAAAUCAAACGUACUAUCAACUGUAUUAAUGAUUUGAAACCAACAGCUGAUAGCUUAGAGGGGAUGAUGCAACUACCAUGUCUGCCUGUUCGCGUCCCAGGGUCCAACAUAACGUUGAUGAGCCCGUCUGAGGUUUUCUUCGUCGCAGACAGAAGAGAGUACAGGAAAUUGUUUGAAGGAAAGGUACCAAUCCUCGAAUGUUCGCUCGAAGAGAUACACGCCCUAUAUCCGUUCUUGAAUGCCUUGGGGCUCACAGAUAGAUAUAUGUCUGUGGCAGCACGAGAAACUACCAAGGUUCAACGGCCAUCAGAGACUCCAUCAAAGGAGCUUAGUCAGGCUUUUCGAGCAAAGUCCGAAGCUUUCUAUCGAUGCGCACUCCACUACCGAAGCACAAAAGUUCAACCCGAUGGUCAAGAGAUCUUCCACAAGCUUCGGCACGCGCUAGUCUAUGAAAGCGAUGGCUUCACAAAAGACCUUCAACUAUCCUAUGGGAACUUGACUGUAAAUGCUGCCAGUGACAGAGGCACAUUCCAUCUGGAAGAUAAAAACGGCAUAUUAAAUCUAUUUGUCCCAAGGAAUAAUGCGCAACGAGAGAAAUGCUACUUGACCCAAUUACCGAAUGAUCUGCAACAAUAUCUUCAACUUGAAGACAACGGCCCUGAGGCAUCGAAAGCUUUCUUGCUGGUUAUCCAUGCUUCUAUCCAUGUUCUAGACGACAUUCUAGACGAUAAUGGGAUAGUGCAGAUUUUGGACAAUGAUCUGACGGCUUAUGAGCAGGAAGAAGAGGGCAGCGAUGCUUUCGAUGUGGAAGAACAUAUCAAUCUUCCCACUGAGCAAUCCGACAGCCCCAGUUAUGAAGAACCAUUAUCAGAAGGACAAGCAGAUAUCGACAACCAUAUAUAUACGCCGUCUACUUCGGAAGAGGUUCACUCAGUCACAUCACAUUCUAGGUCGUCAACGCCGUAUAUAGCCGUGCAUCGAACAACCGAACAUAUCCAUCGACGUAGCCUGAACGCUGGCGUUGGAGACUUACCCCCAGCACCACUACCGGCAGAACAAUCACAAUACGUCUGGAUCCUCGACAAAGUCAUUGAAAUAGCCCAACGUACCAACAUACCGUCAAAACUUGCUGGACAAAGGGCUGCUGUCGCUGCUACAACCUACGGCUUGACUUCAGAAGAACAUACAUCAGCAUUUGGAUCCAGGUUUCAGAAUCAACAGGCACACGACGUCAGAAUCGGAGCGGCUGGUGAAUUAUUCGUCUUCGAACUCCUCAGCCACCUAAACCUCCCGGACUUCAGCCACGACAACUGGAAGAGCACGAUCCGGAAAGAAGUCACUGUUCACCAAGCAUACGCUGACCUCGAGCCAUGGACCGGAGCAGAAAUAGCAGAUAUAGUGUACCAUGAUUCUGCGAAGACACUGACACAGAUUCUGAUGGAUAACGGAUAUCUACCGAGACUCCCAUUGCUGUUUCAGAGACCGCGAUAUUUAAUAGAAGUGAAAUCUACGACGGGUGCUUGCGACAACGCAUUUUUCAUCAGCAAGAGUCAAUAUAGACUUAUGCAAGAACAUACAUUCGAUCCUCUAAAUAUUAAACCACCAGAAGUCAAUACCAUCUACAUGAUAUUCCGAGUCUACAACCUCGGAACGGACAAUAUGAGGCUACGCAUUUAUAUGAAUCCGGAUGUCUUGCGACGGCGGAACGUGUUGCGGUUUACGCCGGAAUCGUAUAGUGUCACUCAUGUCCAUGAUUCAGAAGAUAUGGAGUAA
Molecule: messenger RNA, 4935 nt
Organism: Talaromyces marneffei
Lineage: Eukaryota; Fungi; Ascomycota; Eurotiomycetes; Eurotiales; Trichocomaceae
Exons: 7
Coding region: 1-4935 (1644 amino acids)
Source: RefSeq, a predicted model, not a curated record